GUGUACUACCUUUGUGUUUGUUGAGACCAUCUGAUUUCUUCAACAGUAUUAACUAUCGACUGUAUUGGCCCUCUGAGACUCAGCCUUAUAACCCGUACAAUUUUUCUGUUGCUAUGUCGGUCCAACCAGUUCCUAUCAAUGUCUAUACGUCUUCCACCAGCACCAUCAACGGCAAUGUCAACCAGAUGAAUCUCAUUGGAAACGGUCAUAUGGGGGCCACGUUGAUGGAUAGAAUCGUCAUGUCGCUCAAGUCAAAUGUCGCUUCCGAAGUAGAGUGGGCGUUGGCGUCAACCUACCAGCAGUCUUUUGUGGCUCCCGAUACGAUAGAUUUCGAGAAAAACGAGUACUUGGGGAAACAAUUGAUCAAGUACUUUAUGGUUCCAUUUCGGUUGAUCCAAGACGGCAAGGCCGAUGAAAUCUCCAACUCAACCGUCAACUUGAGCUUGGAUGCUUUAUUGAGUAUCAGGAAUUCCAUUCAAGAUAUCACCAACCAGCAAUGGCUUUCACAAAUCUAUGAGUUCAAGCAGGACCUCGCCGAUGUACUCAAGCUCUUGGUGGAGUGGAUUUACAAAGAUGGCCCUGGAUUUAGCUUGGGUAGGUACAAAGACCAAUUUGUCGAGUACCUUUUCCACACCAUCGAUAUUUUGGACACCUUGACAUGUUACUAUAUCAAUAACCCAAAGACUGACGAGUUGUUUAACCUCAUGUUGUUUAUUUCCACCAACUCGUCUGACAAGUACUUGAUUAUUGGCUCUUUGAAUUGUUUAACUCACUUGUUAUUUACCAAGGCCGAUACCAUUUCUGAUAACGAGAACAAAGAGUUUAACAACCAAAAUAAUGCUAAAUCAGGCGAUGAAAGUUUGGUACCGCUUUACGACAACUGUAUCGACAACUUUACAGAAGAGCAUCUUGAGCACUUUUUGAAUUACUUGUUGCUCAAUGACCCAAAAUUGAAUGUUUCGGUAUUGGACUUCAUAAAACAGUACUUGAACUCGGGUGCUUCUGAUAAGAACCAAAGCUUAAAAGAGUCUAAGUUCAACCGAUUGAGUACACUCUUACAAAUCAACUCGAGCAAGAAGAAUUUGCACACUUUGUUAAAACAAUUACCCGUGUUGUUGACUACAGACGUGAUGUUGAACGAACCGAUAACCGAACAUAAAAUCGAAGAACACUUGGCCAAGAGAUCAAACCACUCCAGUGUUCCCCUGGAACCACCUUUAUUGUCUUCAAACUUGUAUGAUAUAAUUUCCAAAUUUCCCGAGCCAAUGAGAUCGAGUGUUUGGUUGAGAUGCUGCUAUGAACCUAUCUUCAACGAUAGCUACGAUGAUGACACCCCCAGCGAAGGUGUCAUUGGUGAAGUCACCCAGAUUUCUUUGUGGAAGGCCUACGAGAAACAAUUUGAACCCAUCUGGAAAAACAAGUUGGCUGAAUUUCCUGAAUUAUUACCAGCAGUCGACUUUAUCAAGAAUGUGACGAAUGCAUUUCCGAACUCUGAAGCUAUGGUGGUGAUGUUGAAAAACGUAGAGCCCCCUAAGAAAAAGUUCAUCAUCAGAGGCAUUCAGCCCAGACAAUUUGCGGUUGACAUUGAUGUUGCCAAUUAUGAGGCAUUGAAGAAGAAAGUGGUGGUGGACAAGAGGGAUAUAAACGAACAAUUGCCUAUCGGCUCGAUUGAUACUGCCAAGUUCCAACAGUCAUUAGAGCUGUUAAAUAGCAAGAUCUUGUUCAGUUCCACGGGAUUGAAAUUGAACAAAAUCAAUCUACUUGCCAAAGAUAUCUUGGACUACAUAAUAAGCCAGUUUCAGCAGUUCCCCAAUGCCGACGAGUUGGUCAAUAUUUUCAGGUUAUACAAUCGCAGCUGGUUGUUGCAAGUGGUAUAUUCCAAUCCGGUGCUCGUGGAGAUCGACUUGGUUGGCCACGAGUAUAUCAAGUACUUGAUAUAAUUUGUGUUUAUAGAAUAUAAAAUUCUCAGUGCGCA
Messenger RNA from Yamadazyma tenuis ATCC 10573, 1975 nucleotides. RefSeq lists its product as uncharacterized. The record is from RefSeq and is a predicted model, not a curated record. Gene Ontology annotation, biological process: regulation of DNA-templated transcription. Gene Ontology annotation, cellular component: RSC-type complex. NCBI's taxonomy places the organism in Eukaryota, Fungi, Ascomycota, Pichiomycetes, Serinales, Debaryomycetaceae. Gene Ontology annotation, molecular function: DNA binding.